Messenger RNA from Limulus polyphemus (Atlantic horseshoe crab), 4977 nucleotides. Its product is annotated as inositol hexakisphosphate kinase 3-like. Gene Ontology annotation, biological process: phosphatidylinositol phosphate biosynthetic process; inositol phosphate biosynthetic process. Gene Ontology annotation, molecular function: inositol hexakisphosphate kinase activity. Bases 505 to 1881 code for a protein of 458 amino acids. The transcript has 6 exons. Lineage: Eukaryota; Metazoa; Arthropoda; Merostomata; Xiphosura; Limulidae. The record is from RefSeq and is a predicted model, not a curated record. Gene Ontology annotation, cellular component: cytoplasm; nucleus.
AACAAGUAAAUGAUGCGCGCGUAUGGUGAAUGCAAGAGUAAUGUAUUGAAAUGAAACUUUAUGCUAUCACAAACACAUGAAAUAUUCAAUAUAUUAAACUCCUUCUGUAAUGUUUAUGAAUUAUCCUUGUUUAAAUUUACUAUUCUGGCGUUUACAUCAUCCAUUUUCAUGGUGUACGGAAGUAAGUGAAAACGCUCGUAUUUUCAACUCGUGCUACGGCGCCAUAAGCUCGAGUAUAGGAUUUAGUUUUGCGCAGUCAGCUGAUGGUUUUUUAUCUCCAACUCGGCGUUACAGUGAGUUGGGUAAACGUCGAUCUGCAUGCCGACGAUUUGACGAUGUUUGCCGUUUCUCCCAAUGCUAGUGGCCUACAUACAUAUAUUUGAAUCGUGCGACGUGAGGUAACGAUGCCAGGUAGCAAGGUCCAGUGAAAUAAAUACACUCGUAUUAUCAGUCAGUAACAGAUUUAUCUAGAUAGUGUAAAACAAUAGUGGUUCGAGAGAGGACAUGGUGUACACUGACCAUCUCACAGAUCAAGCAGGAAUGGAAGAUCUAGACGGUUCAGCUCCAUCGCCUAUCACCCCAGACCCGACAGGGGCAGGGGCUGUUCGGAAGUCCCCAUCCAUCAAGGUGAUGUAUCCCUUUACUCAUCAAGUGGGUGGCCACACGCAGAUGCUUUUGCUCGAGCGAGACACUCUCUGUAAGCCCCUCAUUCAGCGGGAACUCCACUUCUACCUGAAUGUACCCAGAGAAAUGCAAUAUUUCGUUCCCUGUUACAAAGGUGUAAUCAAGGUUAGACACGUAGACAAAAGUCCUACCUGUCUUCAGACUAACAAGACAAGUAUGGCUCCUUCCAAAAAAAGCAACCAGAAACAAAACAAUAACAGUAUAGAAAAGUGGCACUGUGAGACGGAGCAACAAUAUAGAGUACAAGUUUACAGUUACAAGGACGAAAUCACGGUCCUGAACGAUCCAGUGUCUCAGUUCCUAAAGGAGAACAAGCAUACAUCGUCCAGCCAAAGUUAUUUCUUGCUGUUAGAGAAUGUUGCAUCACACUUCUGUCAUCCAUGCAUCUUAGAUUUGAAAAUGGGCACACGUCAACAUGGAGACGAUGCUCCUGAUGACAAGCGGUCCCGCCAGAUGGCCAAGUGUGCAGCUAGUACAUCUGCUACUCUCGGCGUUCGCCUGUGUGGAAUGCAGGUUUAUCAAGCUAACUGCAGAAACUAUGUGUGGAAAGACAAAUAUUACGGGCGAUCGUUGGAUGAGUGUGGAUUGAAAUGUGCUUUGUACCAGUUUUUUCACAACGGUAUUCAACUCCAAGUGAGACUCAUUGAAAGAGUCUUGGAGAAACUUCAAGAAUUGCGCAGAGCUGUUGAAAAACAACACUCCUUUCGGUUCUACUCCAGUUCUUUGUUGUUACUGUACCAGGGUUGUGGGCAUAAUGGCAAUAGCCAUGGCUUUGGAGACAGAUUGGAGGCAAUAUCAAGUUAUAACCGUAUUUCUCCCAUAAGUGAUGAAAGUCUUGAACUGAAGUUUUUAGGAGAGCAUUCAUUCUGUGACACAGAGAUUUCAGCCCCAUUACGAAGUCGGAGUUGCGAAAGCUUAUUUGAGAAUGUAAAAGAUUCGAAUGAUACAAGUGCAAUGUCCCAGUCAUGGUGGUCAUCGAAUAAGACAUCAGUACAUCUCUGUACACCAACUAUAUCCUCGGGAACAUCUGCGGUUGAUGUUAGGAUGAUUGAUUUUGCUCACACGACAUACAAAGGUUACAAAGGAGACACCACUGUCCACAAUGGACCUGAUGAUGGAUACCUUUUGGGAUUGGACAAUCUCAUUCGUCUUCUACGAGAACUGCAGCAGAUGAAGCACUGUCUUCGAGUUCCAUAAGGCCUGUAAAGAAACCUGAUGUUACUAUCUAAAAGGCUGCUUAUUUAGAAAGGGUGAUAAAAUAAAUUAUAUGAGGUCUCGGAUACGUUUCUUAUCAGUAAUGUGGAUGAGGGGUAUUUUGAGCAACAAAAUUGGUUGGCAAGAAACUGGGGAUGUAAUGGAAGAGCGUGAUAAGCCACAUUUUGGAAAAAUACUAGAAUGUUCUUGAAGAAUGUUUUACAUCAAGACAGAAGGACGAGGAAGAAGUGUCUUAUGACAUACAUUUUCACCUUCUCAUUAAUAAAGAAAUUACGAAUGCCAUUCGAGUAAAUCGAGCAGCGAAGCAUCUGAGAACAUAUUUUGUAAUAUGGACCCCUAUAAUACAAAUGAACACAAAGCGUUAGGGAAGUUUAGAUGAGCCAUUUGUAGUGUUACAAAUAAGUAAAAGAAAGGCUCUAGAGCUACAUUGUAGAAGAGAACAAACUCAUCAAGAGAUGUUAUGUAAAACAACUGAUUUUUCAGAACUUUAAACACUACCAUUGUGAAACUUAUCAGUUAUGCCAUGUAACAUGAAAGUUUUUUAUUUGGUUUUUUGAGGACGAGAGAAAGGGGCCGAAAAAGGGGCAUUAAAUGAAUUACGCUUUUCAUAGUACAGCUUGAAAUUCAUGAAUGAAGUAGAAGUUGGAAAUAAACAAAAUAACGGCUGUAGUGUUUUGGCAUAACUUAUAGUAAGGUGGUAAAAAACAGACUUUUGUUGCGUGAAUGAUCGAGUUUGGGUUAAAUAUGUAUUACUCUCCUUCAGAACUUUUGACGAAUUGGUUAAAUGUUGACGUCACUGACUAAGAUAAGUGAAAAGCCAAUCUGACGUCACUAGAUAAUGCGUUAUUUGUCUGGUGUCACUAGAUAAUGAAUUAUUAGUCUCUUAAAACAAAACACUGGUGUUGUCCUAUUUUAUGGUAAAGAUAACUUUAUCUACAGAUUACUGCACGUUGAUUGGACGACAUAUGGAUCAUGGCAACGAAUUGGAGUGAAAUACUAAAAUAAACACAAGUACGAAAUAGUUAAACUUUGGCAUAAACAGUGUUUACUUGGCUGGUUUAAUCUUUUGGACUGCCAGUCAUAAUUGAUUAUUGGAAAUCUAUAAUUGUUCGAACAAUCAUUAUCUUUAAGUAAAAUGUGGUAACAUUGUAGUUACGUUUCUAUAAAAUAAGUUGACUUUUGUUAUCGUACUUCGUAACUAUAUAAAUACAGAUGUAUAUGCAUCUAAACUUACUUGGUUCUGUCACAAGAUGUAAUGGAAUAAUUGAUUUCCUAUGGAAACAACAAUUUAAUAUGUGAACACACAUGUGAUGUAAAUAAGGUAGUUUUAAUAUCACCAUUUAAAUUUUAUUUACCACUUUUAGGAUAAUAUAUCCGUUAGCUUCGAUGAUGCGAAAAUUCAUUGAUAGUUUGUUUGUUUUUAAUUAUUCACAAAGCUACACAAGGGCUAUCUGUACUCUGCCCACCACGGGUAUCGAAACCCGGUUUCUAGCGAUGUAAGUCCGCAGACAUACCGCUGAGCCACUGGGGGCUCGUUGAUAGUGUUUCUGAUUACCAUAACCAUAUACAUAGAAUUCUAGUGAAAAUAUGUUAUAAGUGAUAUGAUGAUCGUAUAAUAUAAAAUUGGUGAUCAGAAAUUUUUGAAAAUUUGUGUUUAUGUUAAGCUAGGUUUUCUUUAAAAAAUCGAAAUCCAAUCAACGCGUAAGAAUAUAAUCGGAUAAAUUAGAACCAAUAUUUUGCAGACCGGGAAAAAAGCUGUAUUCCUAAGUAGCCCUGAUGUGUAAAUUCAAUUAUUUUAUAUAGAUAUUGUGGGAAAUAUUCUUUUAUGAUUAAUAUCUCCGAAAAAAAAAAAGAAGUCAAGAACUGAAAACAUUUGACAGAAAUAACUUUGAAAACGUUACACUAACCGUAAUAUAAACAGAAUUAUUGUAAUUUUGUACAACAACGACCGUUUAAAGUAUUUCUUUACUACACUUUCUCUACAACUGAAAUAUUGCUUUUUUUUCAGACCACAUUGACCUGUUACACAACCUACGUUGUUCAAUCCAAUCCUAUCCAAGCAUGGUAGGAAUUUAGGCUAAAAGUAUAUUUCAUUCCCCGAAGGGGAAUGAAAUAUAUCCCAGGGCGGUCAGAAACUUCCGCUUCUCUUCACCCCCAGUGAGACUGUUAAUCAAAUAAGCUAAACCGCACGCAUUUACUGCGCCCUCUAUAUUGAUACCACAUAAAUAUGAUUUUUAUUCAGAAAUUUUCAUUUUGUUUGUUUGUAAUUAAGCGCAAAGCUACACAAUGGGCUAUCUGUGCUCUGCCCACCACGGGUAUCGAAACCCGGUUUCUAGCGUUGUAAGUCCGCAGACAUACCGCUGUGCCACUGGGGGGGGGGGGCAGAAAUUUCAUAUCCUACCUCUGUUUUUAUAGGGUAAGACGAGUUGUCCAGUUACAUCUAUUUGACCCGUCUCAGUUUGCUUUAUUAGAUCGAUAUUUUUUUCUUUUAACCGCAAAGUUUCAAAAACAUCUUCCGCACAUGGGUUUGUUCAAGUAUGAUAUUAGAGUACUAAAUUAAUUUUGUUUUAUAGCAUACAAUUUUAUGUUUUAUCCUUUUUUUUUCUGAAGGGAUAAAGACAUUCUUAUAUAAAUGGAACAGUACUUGUGUAAAGCGCAAAGUUACACAAUGGCUGUACCUGCGUUUUGCUUACUGCCGGACUACUUGUAUAAAGUCGUUUUCAUAGUUUAAUUUUUCAUAAUUUUAUCUUUUGAUUAAUAAUUAUAUUUUAAACUCCACUUUCCAACAUUAGAAAAUCAUAUAUCAAAGAAAUGGCAUCAUCUAUGUUACUUAAAAAUGAAAUUCAGGUCAGUACCGUCCAUUUAUGUGUGUUAUGUUUUACAUUACAGUUUUUGUCGUUGUUUUAGUAUAUUUUGUCUUGUUUAAAAAGGAACAAACAGCCUUUAAACCAGUAUUUAGUAUAGGUUGUAUAUUUGUACAUUUUGAAUGUGUGACAACUGGUUCUUCGAAACCACCUGUAAUAUUUCUUGAACUUACGUCACAGAGACUUUACAAUAAAUCAAUAGAAUUCUAUCCAA